This is a messenger RNA of Haemonchus placei, 1011 nucleotides long. NCBI's taxonomy places the organism in Eukaryota, Metazoa, Nematoda, Chromadorea, Rhabditida, Trichostrongylidae. The record is from the annotation of a GenBank genome assembly.
AUGGAGGAAAGGGAAAGAUGCCUACAUCGAACGACGACGGCUUCUGGAAAUCUUACUAUUCCAUCCCGACGCUCGUCUACACCUGUCAGACGAAGAUCGAGAGGAGUAUAGGAUAUCGGAAAGGGAAAAUUCUGACGCCACGGAAGAAGCAGUGAAGGUAAUGAUGCGUGUCCGGUUCCCGUCCAUUAUAUGCAUGACGACGGCGUCACUUCUCAAUUCAACGGCCAAAGGAGGACUAUUUGACGAACUGUUCACUGGCUGUACGGUACUGAUCAUGGACGAAGCGUCUCAAGUCCCAGAGCCGGCCUUCGUCGCCAUUGCCGCACGCUUUCCUGCGCACGGCAGAUAUACAUUGGUGACCCUCACCAACUGGAGCCUUACGUGCGGUGUUCCCGCUCAUUCCGUGCUGCCCAACUAGAUGCCAGAGGAGCGAUGGACGUCAUUCUGCGCAGUCGUAUCCCGACCGCUGCACUCACCACCAUCUUCAGGGCCCACCCAUCGUUGAAUGCCCUGCCCAACUACCCCUUCUACAACGGCACUCUGACCAGUGGAACUCGGGCUAACGAACGUCGUCUUAUGACCCAAACACUCCGACUUCCUAAUCCAGAUAUUCCAUUAGUGUUCGUUAACGUAGCAGGACGAUCGCAAAUCUCUUUGGCUCGCAUCGCAACGAGGAUGAGGCGGAAUGCUGCAGAAAAUCUCCGUCAAUUAGUGGCAUUAAAUGUGUCUCCACAGUCUAUCGCAAUUGUGACAUUUUAUAAGGCUCAGCAACAACUUCUGUUCAAUUACGCAACUCAGCACGGGAUAGCUCUGCACACGGUGGACUCUGUCCAUGGCCGUGAAAUGGACAUCGUCAUCGUCCCUACUUCUCGCACGGACGUCUCUCAGACCUCAGGAGACUUCUUGGACGACCCGAGACGAAUGAACGUCGCACUGACGAGAUGUCGUCACGGACAGUUCAUCUUGGAAUACGCUCGUACCCUACGCACACUCCGCAACUGGGACGCUUGA